CAAGUUAGUGAGGGAGUUGAGUAGCCGUUCCUGUGCUGCUUUACGCAACUUGUGGCUCCGUCUCUGCCGCCCAGCCCCGCGGGAGCCAAGCAAAGAUGCGUGCCAUCUCCAUCAAUCUCUGCCUCGUCGCUCUAGUAUUUUGCUGCUGUUGGCAUUACGUUCGUUCCCUGCCGCUGGCCAGCCAGAAAGCUCUCAAGUGUGGCGUUCGUCAGGAAGGAGACGGGUUUCCAUAUUGGUUCAGUUUCUGGAGUCGCAUCGUUGGGGGGCAGAAAUCAGGGGCCGGUACUCAUCCCUGGCAGGUGUCUUUGAAACGGGGCAAGACACAUUUCUGUGGAGGAACAAUCAUUGCGGAAAAGUGGGUCCUGACGGCUGCUCAUUGCAUCAGGGACAGGAACAUUUUGUCCGUGCUGAAGGUGACGGCUGGUGAGCACAAUCUGCAGGACUGGGAGAAAGAAGAGCAAACACUGAGGGUGAAGCGGAUCAUAACCCACCCCAGCUUCAGGCCAGGCAAACACCCCGAUUAUGACAUGGCUCUGCUGGAACUCAACGGCAGCUUCACCUUCGGUAAGAGCGUGUAUCCAGCUUGUCUUCCCAAUGAUGAUGAUAACUUUGCCUCAGGCGCCAUCUGCAUCGCCACUGGGUGGGGACGGUUAGCAGAGAGUGGAAGGUUGUCUAAUAUCCUGCAAGAAGUUGAGCUGCCGAUCCUGGAUCCUAAAACCUGUUUGCAAGUGUUACAGUCAGUGAUGAAAAGGUACAAGGGAACCACUCUGUUAUGUGCUGGAUUUCCAGAUGGACAGAGAGAUGCCUGUGAGGGUGACUCAGGAGGGCCCCUGAUGUGCAAACGUGAAGGAGGUUCCUGGACCGUGGCUGGGGUCACGUCGUGGGGGAUGGGCUGUGGCCGCAGCUGGAAGGACAACAACAACAAAUGGCCGAGCCUGCGGGGGACUCCAGGAAUUUUUAUUAACGUGAAGCUCUUGCACUCGUGGAUUCAGAAAACCGUGCACAAUGUUUUACAGGGAAACCAAAAGACCAUUUUAAAUGAAACGACAUUGUGCAGUGCUAACGAUGGCACGAUGACUGGCAGCGAAGGAAGCAUUGAUUACCCAGAGAGCCCAGAUCAAUACUAUGAAAACAAUGAGAUUUGUAUGUGGAUUAUUUAUGUCCCACAAGAAAAGCACAUUUUACUGGAGUUUACGCAGUUUGAUGUAGAAGCGGGAAUGUUCUGUGAAAACGACUAUGUGGGUGUGUACGCUGACCGAGACACGUUGAUUGGUAAAUUCUGUGGCUCGGUUCCUCCCUCGCCAUUACUUAUUGACUCUCAUCGAGUGACGCUGAAAUUCGUAUCUGACUUCAGUGAUUUUAGAACUGGCUUCUCAGUAAAGUACACAGCGGUGGAGGCCAGAUCACUGAAAGGGUCUGGCUGUGGGUCACUCGCUAUGCUGUCAAGGCAAGGGAUGAUCCAAAGUAUGAAGUUUCCACAACAGUACAGCAGUAACACCCAAUGUCAGUGGUUGAUUCAAGCUCCAGAAAACCAUGUGAUUAAGCUGGAGUUUGAAGACUUUGAAGUGGAGCCGUCCACAGGCUGUUCUUACGAUUCAUUGACAGUAUACGAUAACCUGGCGCAAAAUAAUCAAACAGUUGAGAUGUGUGGACUGAGCCUUCCACCCCCUGUCCUCAGCCGUGGCGAUGCGCUGAUAAUUCGGUUCAUCUCAGAUGAUUCUCAGGCCAUGAGGGGAUUCCGAGCUGCCUUCUCCUUCAUCAGUGUAUCAGAUCUCUUUCUGGGACAUCAGCUGACUGCGGUGGCCAUACCUACUGAACAAUCCCCCUAUCCGGUUCCUCUGGAUGUCUGCGGAGCCCCUCCGCUCUCACCCAGAUUCGCCCUCAAUAACGUGGUAGAGCCAGAAGAUGCCGUCCCCCAUUCCUGGCCCUGGCAGGUCAGCCUGGGUCUGGCCAGUGAGCACGUGUGUGGAGGAGCGAUUGUUGCCCCAGUCUGGAUCCUCACCUCUGCUCAGUGCUUUUACGAAAGGGAACAGUUUAUUAACUUGUGGACAGUCAUCGCUGGUGACCAUGACAUUGACACUGUAAACCUGGAACAACAGGAAAGCUUUAUAAAACAGAUCCUCAUCCAUCCACGUUACAACAGCACCACACAGGAUUAUGACGUUGCCUUGAUUCAACUUCAGAAGCCUUUGCAAUACAAUGACUAUGUCCGCCCGGCUUGCCUACCAGAAGCAACACAAGAUCUUGAGCUGCCCAGCCUCUGUGUGGUGACAGGAUGGGGGCAACUGUACAAAGAUGGUCCUUUGCGGCCAAAACUUCAGCAACUGCAAGUGCCAGUUCUGGGCUCCGUGCAAUGUCACGAGUACUACACAUCUCACCCUGGCGGGAUCACAGGGAGGAUGUUCUGUGGAGGUUUUCCUGUCGAGGGGAGAGAGGAGACAUGUUGGGGCGAUGUGGGCGGCCCCCUGGUUUGUCCGUUUGGAAGCUCAGGAAUUUACACUCUCUACGGCAUUGCCAGCUGGGGCUGGGGCUGGGGCUGUGGCAGAGCAGACUUUCCAAGUGUCUACACCAAUGUCUCCGCUGUGGUUGACUGGGUCAGUGAGUGGCUGCAGGCUAGCGAACAUGAGGAUCAAGCACAAAGCAUCGCAGAAGUCUCCACUGUUUCUCCUGGGUCUGGGCCGAGCCCACACAUUCACAGAAAUUCAACACUUACAACUGAUGGAACCCACCCCCCCGAGUGUGUCCCAGUGUCUGGGGUGAGGAAUCGCACAGUGACGAGUGUUUCAGAUAGUUCUGUUGACGAGGUUCAUUUCUCCGCUGGCUGUAAAGACGUGAUAUUAAUGGCCCGAGAGGGACAGAUCCGCUCCCCUGGGUUUCCUGGCAGCUCUCCCGACGAUGAUCAGAGUUGCUUGUGGAGGAUUAUUGCACCAAAGGACAAAAUUAUCCAAUUGAAUUUCAAAGCAUUUGACAUCAGGACAGAGAGCGAAAGUUGCCUGGACUCCAUUACGGUGUAUGAUGGAAUAACCGUGGGCCGACACUUGAAAGCUAAAUUCUGUGGGAUGGCAGCGCCUUGUACUAUCUGGUCCAGUGGCCCAGCACUCACUGUGCAAUUCACAUCCGCUUCAAACGGCUCAGCAAGUAGCUUCUGGCUGCUUUACAGUAAUCACGACUCCAAAGAUAAACGCCUACUUCUCGAAUAAAUCAAUCGUCCUGUGCACAACACAGCACUCGGUGUGCACACGUCACUGUGUACCACGCUCUGCCUGAUGGAACCGUAUCCUAUUUUGAUGCUCAACGUAUUUUUUGACCAUGUCUUGAGGAACAGUAGUAGAUGAAUUUCAGACGUAUUUGCUAAGCGUUAUGCAAUCUGAAAACACAAGUAAACUUUCUCUGUGGUUCUUAAUGGCAUUGUACCUUCACCAUUGACUUUUGAUAGAAAGACUGACUCCUGCACCACAACAUUGGCUCCCGUUGCAGGAUGGCAGUGUUGAACGGAACUCUUCAAACAGAAUCACUUGAUUUUCCAUCAUUGGGCUCUUUUCAAACCAUUAAAUCAUUGCCAUAGGAAGCUUACCCAACCCACUCAACCACAAUUUCAGCGCAAGCACCAGGAUUACACAGAGAAUAAUUAACGACUGGGAUGGGGGUUGCCAGAAGGGCCAGGACAUUGGCAUUAAUUUAUGGAGCAGCUCGAUGCUGUGAUGAGGAACAGUGAGGCGAGUAUUCUGGAAGCAUGAGAUCAACUGAGUGGAAGGUGCUUCAUCAUCUAAACAGAUGUGUGUGUGUGUGUGCGUAGGGGGAAAUAUUUAGAUAUCUUGUUGAAAACAAACUAGGGGCAUAUAUAUGUAGCCAACUAAUAUAAAUACACUCAAGUCAAGACAUUGUAUUAAAUGCCAAACACAUUUAACAAUUUAUCGCUACGUUGCUGGUAUGGCAACAUUGAAAAAAUACACUUUUCCUUGUGUUUUUAAACAAAUCUUAAAACAAAUCUUUGUUGUAGUUUGACAGACUUUAUUUUGACCAUGUAAAAAGAAACAAUAACAUUUAUUUAUAUCUAUUGUUUCUAAAUCUGUCUCAUCCUCUCGUAUAUUCUUUUCAAUGUGGAUGGCGUCCACUUUGCUUGGUUUCUCAAUGUAACAUCUGAAGAUCCUUGAUUCCUAACCCAUGAUAUAUAUAUUAGAUGUUUAUGUGAACAUGAGUCAUGGCUUUGUAGCAGCAAUGGGAUAGGUUUAAGUUCAAAUAUAAUUUGUACUUUAAAACUAAAAAUCAGUAAAUUAAGUGGGAAAUUGUCUGAUAAAACACUGAUAGAUUUUUGUAUAACAACAACUGAUUCUAUUGGCCCUUCAGGGAAAGGAAACCCACUGUCCUUACCCGAACUAGAACACGUCAGUUCUUAAAAUGGAUUUAAAGUGGUAGAGAUGAUUGUUUCUUCUCCCUCAAUAUAAACAGUUUAUAUAUAUAUUCUAACUUAUAUAAUAUAUACA
Messenger RNA from Callorhinchus milii (elephant shark), 4484 nucleotides. Its product is annotated as ovochymase-2. Gene Ontology annotation, biological process: acrosome reaction; proteolysis. The record is from RefSeq and is a predicted model, not a curated record. NCBI's taxonomy places the organism in Eukaryota, Metazoa, Chordata, Chondrichthyes, Chimaeriformes, Callorhinchidae. Gene Ontology annotation, molecular function: serine-type endopeptidase activity.